Daphnia pulex (common water flea) is the source of this 1791-nucleotide messenger RNA. RefSeq names its product homeobox protein Hox-B4-like. Gene Ontology annotation, molecular function: RNA polymerase II cis-regulatory region sequence-specific DNA binding; DNA-binding transcription factor activity, RNA polymerase II-specific. The transcript has 2 exons. Gene Ontology annotation, biological process: anterior/posterior pattern specification; negative regulation of transcription by RNA polymerase II. The record is from RefSeq and is a predicted model, not a curated record. The coding region runs from base 302 to 1585 and encodes 427 amino acids. NCBI's taxonomy places the organism in Eukaryota, Metazoa, Arthropoda, Branchiopoda, Diplostraca, Daphniidae. Gene Ontology annotation, cellular component: nucleus.
AACAUCCUCAUAUGUGAUUUGGGAAGGGGGUUGACAGAAGAAAGGGAUGGUGUGUCUAUACUACUAGGCCUCUCUAUAAGGGUAGAGGGAUGGACAUCCAUCGCCGACAAUUCCACAUAUCCGCCAAAGUCUUGACGGACUGCACCUCAUUGCGAAUCCAAGUGCCGGACUGGAUGAAACAACUCGUUUAGCUCCCUCAUCCAUUUUUCCAACUUCAACUCUUUUUUUUUUGUCGUCGACGUUUGGUUAAAAGUGCGUUGAAUUUUUGGUCGUGAACUUUUAGUUUGUUUCGAAUUGAAAAAUGAGUUCUUCGUAUUUUGGUAACGUUGCGGCGGCUGCGGCGGCAGCGGGCGGAUGGGGUGCGACGACGGCCACAGCCAUGCCGCACCACCACCACCACCAUCAUCUGACCAAUCAAGAUCAUCACCAAUUCUACAAAUACGGUUACAGUGAAUCGUCGCAGUAUUACGGCCACCACGGCCAGUACCAACACCACCACCACCACCAUCAACCGGUGGUCGUGGCGCCUUCUUCCGCCAACCCCAUCGCGACGGCCACACCUUCGCCGCCUUCGUUCAGGUACACGGGAACUUCUCACGGCAGUUAUCAGCCAGCGGCUCCAGUCAGUUUCCAGUGCAGCACAACUUUGGCUCCGGUGGCCAAACAUCAGAGCCUUGAAGCUUCCGGCUGUACCUCGCCGGCUUCGUCUUCUUCCUCAUCUCUGUCGGCUUCGGCAUCGCCUUCCCUGUCAUCCGCUUCGCCGGCUUCUCUUCACGAUCACACAACGGCCGGAGCGGGACUGUACGGAUUCACUCAAAAUCAACUCGGCUCCUUCAAUCCUCACCAGCGCCAAGCGCAAACUCUUCACCAGCAGAAUGCCCAGCAACUGGCCUCGACCAACGGGUCGAUCGUCGGCCCAUCCGCACUGAAUCCGCUUUUGGAAUCGUCAACGCCCAGUUGCAUCAACAACAACGUCAAUCCUUACACAGACCUCCGGGGAUUCCAGAACAACAACAACAGCAGCAUCCAACAACAGCCACAGAAUCACCAUCCCAUGAUGCAAACUCACGGAGGAUCUUACUGCAUCAAAAACCCAAACGCCUCCAGUUACUUUCCCGGAAGCUGGAUGCAAGCCUACGCAGAUGUCGUGCCGAACCCGAAGAGAACUCGCCAGACGUACACGCGCUACCAGACGCUGGAACUGGAGAAAGAGUUCCACUUCAAUCGGUACCUGACGCGGCGGCGUCGGGUCGAGAUCGCCCACGCCCUUUGCCUGACUGAGCGACAGAUCAAAAUCUGGUUCCAGAAUCGGCGCAUGAAGGCCAAGAAGGAGACGACGACUCAGCACAAGCCGGAGACGAAUUUCGCCGUUUCGGCCAACAACUCGGAGCUGCUCAACGGCUAUAGCAGCAGCGCCGAUUCGUCGCCCAUGGACAUCAAGCACCUCCAGCAGCAGCAGCAGCCGCAUCAUCAUCAGCAUCAGCAGAUGAUCCUGUCGGCCGCCGCCGCCAUCGACGAGGAGGAGCACACCGUCUCCACGUCGACCCAUCAUGAAACUAUCAAUACCUGCAGCGGCGGCGUAUAGUCCGACAACCGGGGGACCUCGCAGACGGUCUACAACAUAUCCCUUCGGAUUUUUACCUGAUCACGUCCAGACACUGAGUAAAUGGCCUUCUAAUAUAAAAAGGGCUUCUGCAAUCUCCCAUCUGCAAUCUCGGAGAUGGGCCACCCUAUCUCUCUUUCCCAAUGUGAACGUGUGUGUGUGUGCCAAAAAGCCAAAAAAAAGAAAGA